AUGCGUUCGUCUGCGUCUCCACAUCGCUCGGCACUGCCUUCGUGCCACAGCGCUGGACGCGGAGUCUGCAAAUCAUCCGGUUGUCGUCGCCCACCCAGCGACGCCGUCGCCACAGUCGCAUGUCGCUCAUUCACGUCAUAUCAAUGCGUGUCGCAAGCCACAUGGUCUAGUCUCGCUUUGUCGCGCUUAGCUUGUUCGUCAUCUCCUAUCGCCCAUUGUCCGUUACCCGUCGUAUGUCGUUCGCCGCGCAUCGCUCAUCGUUCGCCGCACACCGCGCAUCGUUCGCCGCGCAUCGCUCAUCGUUCGCCGCGCAUCGCUCAUCGUUCGCCGCACACCGCUCAUCAUUCGUUGCCAGCCGCUCACCGUUCGCCGCUCGUCGUUUGUCGCCCGCUGCCGCCCAUCGUUCGUCGCCCACCGCUCAGUGUUUGCCGCCCGUCGCUGGUCGCUCGCCGCUCACCGCCCGCCGCUCAUCGUUCGCCGCUCGUCGUUCGCUGCUCGUCGUUUGCCGCUCGUCCUUAA
This is a messenger RNA of Angiostrongylus costaricensis, 519 nucleotides long. The record is from the annotation of a GenBank genome assembly. Lineage: Eukaryota; Metazoa; Nematoda; Chromadorea; Rhabditida; Metastrongylidae.